Striga asiatica is the source of this 953-nucleotide messenger RNA. Lineage: Eukaryota; Viridiplantae; Streptophyta; Magnoliopsida; Lamiales; Orobanchaceae. The record is from the annotation of a GenBank genome assembly.
AACGUGUUUUCUUCCCCAAAUCCUUAUCACCACCAAUCCAUGUCCCUCGUGACCUCGCUCUAAGCUUCUACCAGUCAAAGAGCAAAACCAACCAACCAAUUCUUGAAAAAACAGAGCUCAGAACGCACAGUCGAAUUACAAAAUCAGCUAUUAUGAGUUUCAAUUGUAUUCUGGGCCGUACUGUUUUGUAGUGAUUUUCGUUGAUUUUAUCUCUUGUUGGGCAGCUGGUGAGGUAAUUUUCUGCAAUGGAGGCGUUGAAUUUUCCCGCUAUGCAUCUCAAUCCUCAGCUCAGUCGGACCAAUUUUCUUACUCGCUCAAGUGAUGGGGUAAUGAUCGGCAAACUCAAUUUAGCGAUCUUCGGAAAAACCGGGCCACCGCCAAACUCUCUACUUUCUUCAUACGGUCUGACUUCACGACAACGUUCGACCACAUCACGCCACGUGGCAAGAGAAGAUUCCGGCGGGUCCCUUAGUGGUGAAAGCAUCCUUCUGAAUGAGCAAACCCUCGAACGGGAGCUCCAGGUGGCAAUCGACCAAGAAAACUAUACUCAGGCAGCAAAAAUCAGGGACAGUCUCAAAAUACUCCAAGAGGACAGCAAAACCUCGGUUCUUGCAGCAAAUGCUAGGUUUUACAAUUCCUUCCGGAAGGGUGACCUGGCGGCAUUGCAGGCCAUCUGGGCCAAGGGCUCGCAUGCUUGUGUGGUCCACCCUGGCGUGAGUGGAAUAUCGGGCUACGAUCUUGUAAUGGGUAGUUGGGAGUUUGUGUGGGCCGAUUAUGAGUUUCCAUUGGAGAUCGAGAUUAAGGAUGUGGAAGUUCAUGUAAAGGGGGAUAUGGGAUUUGUCACGUGUAUUGAGAUGGUUAGGACUAAAGGCAGCGGCUGGGGAAGGCAUUUCGCGACGAAUAUUUUCGAGAGGGUCGAUGAUCGCUGGCUUCCAAUGGGUGGAAGAAGUUGA